Penicillium diatomitis is the source of this 1686-nucleotide messenger RNA. RefSeq names its product DNA-directed DNA polymerase delta subunit POL31. Gene Ontology annotation, molecular function: DNA binding. Gene Ontology annotation, cellular component: delta DNA polymerase complex. The transcript has 4 exons. Gene Ontology annotation, biological process: DNA strand elongation involved in DNA replication; DNA replication. Lineage: Eukaryota; Fungi; Ascomycota; Eurotiomycetes; Eurotiales; Aspergillaceae. The coding region runs from base 1 to 1686 and encodes 561 amino acids. The record is from RefSeq and is a predicted model, not a curated record.
AUGACCGCCACAGAGGAUUAUGGCUAUUUACGGCCUCCAAGUGACGAGAAAUAUGAUGCUGUUUAUCGCCAGCCAUCCUCCUACAACCCUCUCCACACAUUCACUCUCCCCAUGGGAAGUGACCGACACUACCAACAGCAGUAUGGCGACAUGUACUUUUUGCGAUUGGCCAAAUUGAAGCCUGCCGUCGAGAAAAUUGCAACAGACGCGUGGGGUGAAUUGACCAUUGCAGGGGAAUCAGCAAGGCGAGUGGACCGAGUACUGGAUGUGCGCCAGGGCGAGCUGUGCUGGAUGGCCGGUACUGUGUAUAUGGACAUGCCGCUGAAGCCCAAUAUUUUGGAGGAUUUGACAAAGGAGACCUUCACCUCCGCACCUCCCCCUCGCCGCACCUACACCGAUCCCUCCAAUCCGUCCGCGACUCAAAUCAUGGUGGAAGAUGAAUCUGGUCGAAUCCGUCUGACCGGCAAUUUGUUACUAUCGACCCAAUUGGCGACAGGUGUGAUCAUCGCAGCACUAGGAACCGAGACCGUUGAUGGAGAGUUCGAAGUCAUCGACAUCAAGGUUCCCGAUCUGGCUCCUCAACCUGAGCGAUGGGCGCGAGGCCGCCUGCUUCCGGCUGAGUCAAAGGAAGCCGGCCAAGAGAAGUCUGGGAAGUCCGGAAAGAUCGCCUUCAUAAGUGGACUUGGGAUCACAGGCUCCUCAAGCGAUACGCUGGCUCUGGAGCUUCUGUCGGACUAUUUACUUGGGUAUACUGGAAUUGACGACAGUGCUGAUCCAUCUCGAAUCACCCGGCUUAUCAUCGCCGGUAAUUCGCUGGGGGCGAGUGUUACCGCAGAUGCAGCAGCAACGACCGCCGACAAUGCUGUGAAGAAGAAAUUGGCUCCGAAGAAGUAUGGUUACGACGCGUCGGCGUACAACUCCUCGCCCAUCACGCAACUUGACAAUUUCUUGGCGGAACUAUUACCUAGUAUCCCGGUGACUUUGAUGGCCGGUGAAUCAGACCCGGCCAAUUUCUCGCUUCCUCAGCAGGGCAUCCACCGUGCCAUGUUUCCUCGGUCGCGGGCGUACUGUGCACCUCCCUCUACUGGUGACAACAAGCAGGAAGUUGGAUGGUUUGACAGCGUCUCCAACCCCUGGGAGGGCGACGUGGAAGGUUGGCGACUCUGGGGCUGUAGCGGCCAAAAUGUGGAUGAUGUGCUGCGCUACCUCGACUUUCCGAGCGACGACGUAGACCCUGUUGUGGACCGCGAUGACUCUGAGGCACGUCUGCGGAUUAUGGAGGCAAUGCUCCGGUGGCGAUGUGGAGUUCCAACAGCGCCGGAUACAAUCUGUAGGUCGUUGAUCAUGCAGCGAGGCCGACGCAAUUUUUUACUAAUCACCAUUCCUAUAGGGUCAUAUCCAUUUCAAACCAUCGAUCCAUUCAUCCUCGAGUCCUCGCCCCAUAUCUUCUUCACCGGCAACCAACCCGUCUUCAAAACCACAGUGAUCGAAGCAGAAGGGCCCUUUCGACUCGAUGGCGACAUGGAAAUGAAGGACUCGGAUGCGGACACACUCAAUUCUCGUGUGCGAAUCCUGUCGAUUCCUCGAUUCAAGGACACGGGAGAGCUGAUAUUGGUGGAUACUGAGACUUUGGAAGUCGAAGUCAUCCGCUUCGGUGCAUUUGCCGGACAGGAGGAGAAGAAGUAA